AUGUUCUCAUUGAUUUAUACAGGGUGCGGGGAAGGGCGAGGAGGGACCCGCGGGGGCAGAGCCAGUGACGUGCCCACCCGCCGGAGACACUCGGCGCCGCGCUGGUUCCGGCGGCACAAGGCAGCCGGGGGCUCCUCAGGCAGCGCCCGCUCCGCCUCGCGCUCUCCCUCCCUCCGCCCGCCAUCCCGCCUUGUUCUCUGCUGGCCGGGCCGGGGCGGGGCCCCCCUCGCAGCUGCCACCCUGAAGUUUCUGGCCGUGCUCCUGGCCGCAGGGAUGCUCGCUUUCCUUGGUGCAAUCAUCUGCAUCAUCGCGAGCGUCCACCCUGCGGCCAGCCCCGCCGGAGCUCUCCGGGGUGCUGACAAUGACUCCAGCGCCGCCGCCGCCCUGCUGCCGGCCGCCGCCGCCGACAAGGGGCCGGGCGCUCUCCACGGUGCUGGGCAGAGCUUCUCGGGCGGCCCGCAGGACUCCCUGCUGGAGCUGCUCUCCGGCAGCGCCCGGCCCCGCCAGCAGCAGCAGCAGCACCAGCCGCUCUUCAGCCGCUUCCUCUGCACGCCGCUGCCGGCCGAGUGCCCCUCCGACAGCCCCGCGCCGGGGGACGGCCCCGCGCCCGCCGAGGACCUCUUCUUCCUGCACGCCGCGGCCGAGCAGCUGAGGCAGACGGCGCUGCAGCAGAGGGACCAGAUCCUGAGCGACCAGGAGACCAUCCGCGAGCUGACGGGCAAGCUGAGCCAGUGCGAGAACGGGCUGGAGCUGAGCUUCCAGGACAGCGCCGCUCUCUGGGGCGGGCCCCGCAAAGACACCAUGGGCGACCUGCCCUGGGACUCGCCUGCCAUGGUCCAGGAGCUGGAGGAUGCUGUCCGGUCGCUGAAAGACAGGAUCGACAAGAUAGAGCAGGAGCUCCCAGCACGAGCCAACAUCUCCACCUCCUCCUCCCCUGUGCUGACCCGAGAUGUGCUCCACACCAAGAUGGAGGAGCUAGAGGAGCAGCUCCUCUCCAAGAUACUGUCUCUGGAGAAAGAACGCUCCUCCGUUACCAACAACAAUGACCAGCAGCAAGAAGAGGUGGAGAAGGAGCUGAGCGUUCUCCAGAGCCGGGUUUCUGAGUUGGAACAGGAGCACCCAGGGGCACAAGACUUUAACCCUCCAGAUGCCUACAAGGUGACCAUCCCCGUACGGACCAACUACAUGUACGCGCGCAUGAAGAAGAGCCUGCCGGAGCUUUUCGCCUUCACAGUCUGCAUGUGGCUGAAGUCCAAGGCCUCCUCAGGGCUGGGCACUCCUUUCUCCUAUUCUGCCCCCGGGCAAGCCAACGAGAUUGUGCUGAUGGAGUGGGGACACAGCCCCAUGGAGCUGCUCAUCAACGACAAGGUUGCCCAGCUGCCCCUGAAUCUGAAAGAUGGGACAUGGCACCACAUCUGCAUCGCUUGGACCACCCGGGAUGGCGUAUGGUGGGCAUAUGAGGACGGUGAGCAGCGUGGGUCCAGUGAGAACCUGGCCGCCUGGCAUCCCAUCAAACCCCACGGGGUGAUAAUCCUGGGCCAGGAGCAGGAUACGCUGGGCGGGCGAUUUGACGCGACCCAGGCCUUCGUCGGCGAGAUAGCUCAGUUCAACAUAUGGGACCAUAUCCUGACACCCACCGAGAUCCUGGGCCUGGCCAACUGCACCUCUCACCUGAAAGGCAACGUGAUCCAGUGGGACGACGAACUAGUGGAGGUCCUUGGAGGCGCCACCAAGUGGAGCUUUGAGAUGUGUGAGGAGAGGAUGAAGGCAUGAGAAGCCCCCCCCACCCAUGGAAAGGAGCAUGACAGCAACUUCCCCUGCCUCCAUGCCACCUAAGGAAUGAGGCAUCAGGGAUCCCCUUUUUCCCAAAUAGAAACAUCUUGAGUUCUGAAUCCAUUCAGGGAGGGAGGUGGGAGGGGCAAGAAAACCAUCUGAACUCAAAGAAAUUUGA
Molecule: messenger RNA, 1951 nt
Organism: Mauremys reevesii (Reeves's turtle)
Lineage: Eukaryota; Metazoa; Chordata; Testudines; Geoemydidae
Gene: NPTXR
Product: neuronal pentraxin receptor
Exons: 6
Coding region: 1-1773 (590 amino acids)
Source: RefSeq, a predicted model, not a curated record